AUGCCACCUACUCGAGAUGAUCUCGAUGGGGAGGACGAGACGCUAGGGCUGCGAUCUGGUCAGCCGACCGAUCAGCGUGGGCCGCUGUGCUCGUACGUGGCGGCGACGGCGCUGCUGCUGCUGGGGUGCGGGGUGGGGCUGGGCAUCAGCGCGCUGCUCUCGCUGCUCUUCCCCGCCACCUCGCUCCGCUUCAUCUCCACCAACGCGCCCCCUGACGCGCUGGCGGAAGCUCAGUCGCAAGUGACGUUCCUGGUGCUGGGCGACUGGGGUCGCAACGGCGACUACAACCAGUCCAUCGUCGCGGAAUCGAUGGGCGAGGUGGCUGCUGCAAUAGACAGCAGCUUCGUGGUGUCGACGGGGGACAACUUCUAUGACGAUGGCCUGCAGGACAUCAACGACCCCACCUUCGCCUCCUCCUUCUCCGAGAUCUACCAGGCUCCCAGCCUGCAGACGCAGUGGUAUGCAGUGCUGGGCAACCACGAUUACCAUCGCAACCCCGAUGCGCAGACGGACCCGGCGCUGAGGCAGAGGGAUCCGCGCUGGCGCUGUGAGAAGACCUACACCGUCGUGCAUGACACCUGCCCCAAGUUCCGCUACUCUGUGUGCAACCCGCUGGUGCAGCUGUUCUUUAUCGACACGUCCCCCCUGGUGGCGGGGUACUGGCACGGCAAGCCACACGAGUUUGAGAAGCUCAACUUCACAGGCCUCCCAGACUCCUCCCUCACCCUGCACUACCAGCUCACGAUGCUGCGUGCAGCGCUGGUAUCAUCCUCUGCCACGUGGAAGGUGGUGAUUGGCCAUCACCCCAUCCACAGCACAGGCAGCCAUGGCGACACGCCUGAGCUGAUCAAGUUCCUCUACCCGCUUCUCAAGCGCUACAAUGUGGACUUCUACAUGAACGGCCAUGACCACAACCUAGAGCUAUACAAGGAUGCAAACAGUUGUAUGUUCUUUGUCACAAGCGGGGGCGGCUCGAAGGUGGAUCGGAAUCGCACGGUAACUGGCGACAACAAUUCCAUGUUUUAUCAUUCUCGACAGGGCUUUGUCUCUGCAAGUGCUAGCCACCUUCGCGGAAGCGCCAUGGCGUAUGACGCGGAUCACGAGGCGCUACGCGGCGUGGCGUACGUGCCGUUGGAAAUCGAGGAUCCGCCAGAGCCGUUGAACAGCAGACGUGCGUCUGCCAGGGAACCACGCCAACGUUCUUCUACACGAUUAGGGUUUCGUAGCAAGCGUGACUAUAACGAGUUUCACGAUUUUCAAUACACUCUGGAGCAGGAACGUCAGGCCGAUGCGUCUUCAACGUCAGAAAGCCGUCUUCAACCCCACAGGCUCGGAGCUGCUGAGAUUGACGUACAUCCGAACCUGAACAGCAGGUUCGGUGCGGCCGAGCUUGACGUGCAGCUUGGCCCUCCGGACCUGACAGAGGAGGGAGCGAGAGAAGAAGUGGGCGAAGAUUGGCGAAGAGUUGGCGACGUGGACGGGUUUAUGCGAGGCGUUCUGGCCUUCACCAUCCUCUUCUCCGCGCUGCUGUUGCUCCUCAUCGACUGGCGCGCGCUCCUCGCGCUCAACUGCUCCGCCGCCUCCGCCGCCGCCGCAGCUGCCGCCAUCUCCGCAACUCCCCUUCCUCCUGCUGCUGCCGCCAGCGGUGGAUUCGUGGCAGUGGGGGCGGGUGAGCGGCCCGUUGCACGGACGCUGGCGGAGACACAGGGCGAGAGGGAGUGGCGGGGGGUAGGUUCGUACGAGCGAGGCGGGGCGAGAGGCACGCGGGGCAGGGGUGCAGGGGCGAUGAGAGGUGUUGGCCCAGACACGAUUGAUACGCUGAUUCAUGAGAAGCGGAGGGGGCUUGUAGAAGGGAGGGCAGCAGAGGAGAGUGUAGGAGAGGGGAGAAUAGGAGGGGGCGCAGCAGAGGGCGCAGCAGAGGUGGCGAUACAUGAAGCAGAGGGGGCGGCGGAGGGGGCGUGCGACGUGCUGAGGCACGCCAUCAGGAGGGACGUGUUCCGGCGUGUGACUGUGUGGGAAGUGACAGUAACGGCGUACCUGGCGCUGCUGUGCCUGUACUGGCUGCUCUGCUUCGCGCACUUCUUCCUCCGCUUCCCCGCACUGCUGGAAACGCGCGCCCUCUUCCGCCACAGGUUACGGUUAUCCGACCAUCAGCUGCUCAUGACGCCCUGGCCCGCCGUGGUGGCGCGCCUGGCCCACCACCUCUAUCAUGAGCCGGCGGCUGCGGGCGUUCGCUCCUGGUCUAAUUUGGCGCGCUGGAUGUUCAAGGAGUACAAUGAGGUGGAUCAUCUGACUUCCCAGCGCCUGGACGCGGCAUGCCCACGCGCGGACGAGUAUUUGGCGCAGUUCCCCUCGCCGCUGCUCUCACUGGCUGCCAAGCUCCUCUCCUUCGUUGCCGGCUCCUUGGCUGCUCUGCUGCUCGCGCUGGCUCUUGCAGACGAGAAGCUGCUGGAGGCGCAGCUCUUUGGGCGCGGCCUCGUGUGGUACGCGGCAAUACUGGGCGCAGUGCUGGCAGCAGCACGGCCGGUGGCGCAGGCGGACAGGGCGGCGGGCAGUGUGGAUCCCAGGGGCGCGCUGCUGCGGGUGGCGCAGCACACGCACUUCCUGCCCAGCAGGUGGCGCAGCAAUGCGCACACGCAGCAAGUCAGAGACGAGUUCCAGACGCUGUACCAGCUGAAGCCACUGCUCUUUCUCGCGGACGUGCUCGCCAUCUUCAUCACGCCCUUCAUUCUCUGGUUCAUCCUACCCCAGAGGGCGGACGCCAUUCUCGCCUUCCUGCGGAGCAACUCUUCUUACCACGAGGGGCUGGGCCAUGUGUGCUCCCACAGCGCGUUCCCCUCGCAAGGAAAGCAGCAGCAGCAGCAGCAGCAGCGGUGCUGGGAGUGCGACCAAGGGUGA
Molecule: messenger RNA, 2898 nt
Organism: Closterium sp. Yama58-4
Lineage: Eukaryota; Viridiplantae; Streptophyta; Zygnematophyceae; Desmidiales; Closteriaceae
Source: the annotation of a GenBank genome assembly